AUGCCGGGUUUAAUAGGAUCCAAUAGUUCGGAAGAGACACCUCAUGAGAGAUCCGAUCAAAUUUCUGAAAAAGAUGUAGAUUUAUACGGGGCACAGGGUGCUUCUGAAGGGCAGAAUGGAGCACAGGAUAGUGAUGAACCGGUAGAUCCAAGAAGUUUGGAUUGGGAAGGUCCCGAUGAUAUGGAAAAUCCACAUAAUUGGCCAAGUUGGAAAAAAUGGUACACGACAAUGACAGUGGCUAUGUUGUGUCUUGUGGUGACAAUGGGAUCUUCUUUGUAUGUUUCGGGUGUUCCUGAGAUGGUUCUUCGUUAUAAAUAUAAUCAAACUUUAGCAAUCUCAGGUCUAACGUUUUAUUUGCUGGGUUUAUCGACAGUCAUUGGAGCUCCGUUGAGUGAAGUCUUUGGUCGUAAGCCGGUGUAUCUGUUUUCGCUUCCAAUUUCGAUGUUAUUUACCAUGGGUGUUGGUUUAUCUAAUGGCCAUAUGAGAAUCGUUUUGCCUUUGAGAUUUCUUUCUGGGGCAUUUGCAUCUCCAGCACUUUCCGUGGGGUCUGGAACCAUCAUGGAUAUUUUCGAUAUGGAUCAGGUUUCGGUUGCGAUGACUUUCUUCUGUGUGGCACCUUUCCUGGGGCCAGUGAUUAGUCCUAUCAUGGGUAGUUUCGCUACAGAGAAACAGGGCUGGCGUUGGUCUCAAUGGAUUCAAUUGAUUGCUGGAGGGUUAAUCUUACCUUUCAUUGCGAUUAUGCCAGAGACACACAAAGGUGUUAUCUUAAGAAAGCGUGCCAAGAAGAAUAAGGUCAAUUUGAAAUCUUUUGGUAAGGAGGAACAGAAGGCAUUCUUGAAAACUACUUUAACUAUUACUAUUUUCCGUCCGCUUAAAAUGUUGGUUGUUGAACCUAUUGUGUUCGUCUUCAGUAUCUAUGUUUCGUUCAUCUUUGCAGUGCUAUUUGGAUUUUUCGAAGCAUACCCCGUCAUUUACCGUGGUGUAUACAAAAUGAAUCUAGGUGUCUCUAGUUUGCCUUUCCUAGGUAUUGGUAUUGGUUUGUGGAUGGGAUCAUGUUUCUACAUGUUUUUGGAUCGUAAGUACUUGUUCCCCAAGGCACCCGAAGGAACUCCAGAUUUGACCUUGGAAGAGAGGGAAUCAAAGAGAACAACGCCUUACAGAGGACAUAGAGACCCAGUAACCAAUCAAUUGCUGCCUGUGGUUCCCGAGCAAUUUUUGUUGGCAUGUAAAUUCGGUUCGAUCGCUUUGCCGGUUGCACUAUUUUGGCAAGCUUGGACUGCCAGGCCCGAUGUUCACUGGAUGGCCCCAGUGGCAGCUGGUGUUCCGUUUGGUUUCGGUUUGAUUCUUAUCUUCUUCAGUGUCAUCAUCUAUUUCUCGAUGUGCUAUCCGCCAUUAUUUGUGGCAUCAUGUCUGGCGGCCAACUCCCUGUUAAGAUACGUUACUAGUAGUGUCUUCCCACUUUUUACCAUUCAAAUGUACGAAAAUUUGAAGAUCAAAUGGGCCAGUACUCUAUUCGCGCUGAUCUGUGUCGUUAUGAUUCCUAUUCCCUGGAUAUUCGAAAGAUGGGGUGGUAAAAUUAGACAAAAAUCGAUGUUUGGUUAUUCAGCAAUGAUCAGGCAACAACGGGAAGAAGAGGAUGCAGGAGAAGAAGGGUCAGAUGCUGCCACAUUGAGUAGAGUGAGCACACUUAGAAGGUAUGACGAUUUGCAUUCUCUGGCUCCUUCCAAGAAAGAUAAUGGGGCAGAUCGUCCUUUACAAAUGACACGAACUCGUACAGCUCCUCAAGAUUCAAUUUAUGAGCAAAUUGGUGAUGGUGAUGGUGAUGGUGAUGGUGAUGGUGACGAUAAAUUCGCAGAUGCCGCUUCAAACAUAGUAUGA
This is a messenger RNA of Torulaspora delbrueckii, 1878 nucleotides long. RefSeq names its product Tpo4p (gene TPO4). The record is from RefSeq and is a predicted model, not a curated record. The transcript has a single exon. Lineage: Eukaryota; Fungi; Ascomycota; Saccharomycetes; Saccharomycetales; Saccharomycetaceae. Gene Ontology annotation, biological process: spermine transport; transmembrane transport; spermidine transport. The coding region runs from base 1 to 1878 and encodes 625 amino acids. Gene Ontology annotation, molecular function: spermine transmembrane transporter activity; spermidine transmembrane transporter activity.